AUGACGUCAGCGUGUGAAUACGAGUACCCACAACGAGAGCCCAUCAGGAGCAAAAAUUUACCUUACGUCGAGGUGGUGGAACAGCCCUCCACAAAUACGGUUCGUUUUCGUUAUGAGUGUGAGAAGCGAGCUACGAGAUGCAUAAUGGGUGUCAACAGUUCACCCAAAGAAAAAACAUACCCCUCAAUAAAAGUACAUGGUUAUCAAGGUACAGCUGCGAUUCUCAUAUCCUGUGUGACAAAAGAUGACCCACCUAAGCCACACCCUCACAGCCUUGUAGGAAGAGAUUCCUUUAAAAAUGGUAUAUGUUCUAUAAAAAUGAAUCUUGAUGGCAAUGCCGUGUCCUUUAGCCACCUAGCGAUUCAGUGCGUGAAGAAAAAACAAGUUCGAGACGCCCUAGAGAUCAGAAAACGCGAGCAAGUCGAUCCCUUCGCGACUGGAUUCGAACACAUGGACUUUCCGGACACAAUCGACCUCAAUGCUGUACGACUCUGUUUUCAAGUUUUCAUCCAGGGCUCAGACAGAAGAUUCAGUGUACCCCUCAAGCCUGUAGCAACAUCCAUAAUAUACAACAAGAAAGCCGUCGAGGAACCCGUAAUUCACAAACUGAGCCAUUGCGGUGCUCCAGUUGAUGGUGACAUGGAAAUGAUACUUCUUUGUGGAAAAGUCUUGAAGGAUGAUAUUCAAGUUCGGUUCUUUGAGAUGCGAGACAAUUCACUUUUCUGGCACGAUUAUGGAGAGUUCUUACCCACGGAUGUUCAUAAGCAGACAGCUAUUGUUUUCAAAACACCCAAAUACCGCGAUCAGAAAAUUGAAGAACCGGUCACUGUUCUUAUUCAGCUGAGAAAGAAAUCUGAUGGUACAACAAGCAAAGCGGUUCCCUUUCAAAUGCUUCCAUUGGGUGAUGUUGAUGACAUGAGUUCGAUUAAGAGAAAAAGGAUGAAAUUUUCUAGCGGAAGGCCUCUUGGUGGUGGAAUUUUCCCGAGACCAUUGUCAAUUUUUCAAGAUCAGGCAUCAGCGCAUCCGGUAAAGUUGAGUUAUAACAAUCAGGCCUCUCAAUCAAGUAUGGAUUUUAAUAUUCCCUUUAAUCAGCAACAACAUCUUAAAACUUGUCGUUCUUCUCAGUCACGCACUGAGGUACCUAAACCAAGACUUUCGUCUCAAAUGGAAGGUUUAUCUCAAGCUAAUCUUGGUUCAGUAGUAGCUCGAUCUCAACGUCCUGUAGAACCUCCUCCUCCUCCUAGUAUCACAAUGAAUGCUUGUGCGUAUCGGGAACCAAUGUUUGCUAAAUAUCGUGAGCAAGAAUCGAGUCACUACGCGAGGCACUCCAUCAAUCAACGAGCCCAAGAAAAAAUGGACCGGGAUGAACUUUUUGAAUUGAUUGACCUCCCCUGCAACAUGGAUCAGCUGAGCCCCCAGGAUUUAGCCAUUCUUGGCUCUACGAAUUUAGAUAAUAUUUCGGAAUCUCUCUCAGAAAAUCUUUCCAAGGGGCUUUCAAUCUCGGACCAACAAGUGCAAGACACACUUCAGAAUAUACGUGAGCUGAAUAAGGAUGUUCAAUCCUAUCAGCAGCAUAGCCGCAAUAAUUUUUUAAGAAAUAAUGAAAGGAGAGAAUUAAGAGCAGCUGGAUCAUCCUUCAAUCCCUUUAUGAGACAAGCUGUUGACGAGCACAUGGACCCGGCUCAGGUGGCAGCGCAGUUGUUUUUGUAACAGAGUAACUUUGUAUUAAAGUGCUGGAGUAAGAUGAUUUGGUUAGAAAAAUCAAUGGUUUGAAUUGUGUCCAGUAAACGUGAAGAAAGAAACAUCCAUAGAAACUCCAGAACGGAAAAAGGACACUGAUUACGUUGAUGCUGAGAAUGGAAAUUCCGAUGUGGUGUUCGAAAAGGAAGAGCACUCGAAUUAUGAGUUGCGGACACGAAUUUAAUGAAAGCGAUUGCGCAGUGUACCAGCGGAACAC
Molecule: messenger RNA, 1957 nt
Organism: Belonocnema kinseyi
Lineage: Eukaryota; Metazoa; Arthropoda; Insecta; Hymenoptera; Cynipidae
Product: transcription factor p65-like
Exons: 3
Coding region: 1-1710 (569 amino acids)
Biological process (GO): cellular response to stress; canonical NF-kappaB signal transduction; regulation of DNA-templated transcription
Cellular component (GO): cytoplasm
Molecular function (GO): DNA binding; DNA-binding transcription factor activity
Source: RefSeq, a predicted model, not a curated record